UGGUAUGCUUUUCAGGACAGGUAGGAAUAGAGAGAGAAAAUAGUGUGUGUGAGUGAGGGGAGUGAGAGCGAGAGGAGAACAACAUCACUUCCAAGGCAAGCAAAGAAAAUAGAAGUAAGAAAGUAGAAACCCUAGCAAAGUACACACUAUUUCUGAACUCGAAGAUGAUCUUCUUCUUCUUCUUUUACCUCUCCCUUUUAUAAAAUUAAAAAAUAAAAUCCGAUCGAUUUUUCUUCUUCUUCUGUCUCUAUAAAAUCUUCUUGUCUUUUAUCAACUCCGGAUAAAACCUGUCCCUAGAUUUAGUGGACUAGAUUCGGUGUUUUAAUGGCGUUUCUCUGAAACUUGUUUGAUCAUUAUGUCUAAUUAGUAAGAGACAAAUUUUGUUGAAUUUAAUGGCGUCAAGACAACAACCUCAUAAGUCGAGGAAAUCUACUUCUAAUUUACCUAAAUCUGUAAAUUCAACAUCUUCAUCAACAACUUCCUCGAAACAUCUUGCUGAGACUGCAUCAAUUGAAUGUCAAAGCUCACCUGCUUCUUCAUCAGCUAGAAGUAAACCUAUUCAGUAUUACUCUUCUGAAGCUGCUACUCUUGAUUCUGAGAGAUCCAAAGAAAAUGUUACUGUUACUGUUCGAUUUCGACCCCUUAGUCCAAAGGAAAUUCGUCAAGGGGAGGACGUCGCCUGGUACGCAGAUGGAGAAACGAUUGUGAGAAACGAAUAUAAUCCUUCGAUAGCUUAUGCUUAUGAUCGAGUUUUUGGCCCCACGACAACAACACGCCAUGUUUAUGACGUGGCUGCACAACAUGUCAUUGCUGGUGCGAUGGACGGGGUCAAUGGUACUAUUUUUGCUUAUGGUGUGACAAGCAGUGGGAAGACUCAUACAAUGCAUGGUGAUCAAAGGUCUCCUGGCAUUAUACCGCUGGCGGUGAAGGAUGCAUUUAGUAUAAUCCAAGAGACUCCAACACGAGAAUUUCUCCUGCGUGUGUCGUAUUUGGAAAUCUACAAUGAGGUUGUUAAUGACUUGUUAAAUCCAGCAGGACAGAACCUGAGAGUUAGGGAGGAUAGUCAGGGAACAUUUGUUGAAGGUAUUAAGGAAGAAGUUAUAUUGUCCCCUGCUCAUGCCUUGUCAUUAAUAGCAGCAGGAGAGGCACACAGGCAUGUGGGGUCAACGAAUUUUAAUUUGCUCAGCAGCAGAAGCCAUACAAUAUUUACUCUGACUGUAGAAAGUAGCGCAUGUGGUGAGAACAGCGAAGGUGAAGCAGUUAAUUUAUCACAACUGAACCUCAUUGAUCUGGCAGGUUCUGAGAGCUCUAAAGCAGAAACCACUGGUGUACGAAGAAAAGAAGGAUCUUACAUUAAUAAAAGCCUACUAACUCUUGGAACUGUAAUAUCGAAAUUAACAGAUGCACGAGCGACACAUAUACCAUACAGAGAUUCUAAACUCACCAGGCUUCUUCAAUCUUCUCUAAGUGGUCAUGGGCGUGUGUCUCUCAUAUGUACUGUAACUCCUUCUUCGAGCAAUUCAGAAGAGACACAUAAUACAUUGAAGUUUGCCCAUCGUGCCAAACACAUUGAAAUUCAAGCAUCACAAAACAAGAUAAUUGAUGAGAAAUCCCUCAUUAAGAAGUACCAGAGCGAGAUUUUCAGCUUAAAGGAAGAGUUGGAACAAUUGAAACGGGGUAUCAUCUCUGUUCCUGUGAAAGAUGGAGAUGAUAAUAUUGUUCUUCUGAAACAGAAGCUAGAAGAUGGUCAGUUCAGGCUGCAGUCGAGGCUGGAAGAAGAAGAAGAAGCUAAAGCUGCUUUACUGGGAAGGAUACAGCGGUUGACAAAACUAAUUUUGGUUUCUACAAAUGUUACACAGUCACCAAGGUUUCCUCAGCGGCCAGGCCCAAGAAGAAGACAUUCUUUUGGAGAAGAAGAGCUCGCCUACCUUCCAUAUAAGAGGAGGGACUUGAUUCUGGAUGAGGAAAACAUUGACUUAUAUGUUUCUCAAGAUGGAAUCAGUGAACCUGCAGAUGACCCUUUCAAGGAGGAAAAGAAGAGUAAGAAACAUGGAUUGCUAAAUUGGUUUAAGCUAAAGAAGCGAGAUAGUGCCUCAGCAACACCGACAAGUAUCGACGAAUCAAGUGGCACAAAAUCAGUUACUGCACCUUCAACCCCUCAAGCGGAGAGCAUCAAUUUUCCCGUGGAAUCAAGACUUUCCAAUCCUUUGCACACUGAGACUACCCCUUCAGCAGACGUUCCAUCUGAAGCUGGACAAGAUGGAGAUGUUCUCGAUGAAACCCUUUCUGGGCAAGAAGCAUUUGUGUCUAGCAUAAAGAUUAUAGACCAAAUUGAUCUUCUAAGGGAGCAACAAAAGAUUCUGUGUGAAGAGGUGGCACUUCAUUCAAGUGCUUUAAAGCGCCUGUCAGAGGAGGCUGCAAAUGACCCUAGAAAAGAAAAGAUUCAGGUUGAGAUCAGGAAACGAAAAGAUGAAAUCGAGAUGAAGAGCCAACAGAUAGAUUCUCUAGAAAAGCAUAUCGCUUCUGGUAUCCUUGCAUCUCACAGCACGAUGGAUACAUCAGAGCUAUCACAGUCUUUCGGUGAACUGGUGGGGCAACUGAAUGAGAAGUCUUUUGAACUAGAGGUGAAAACAGCUGAUAACAGAAUAAUUCAAGAGCAACUCAACCAAAAGAUCUAUGAAUGUGAAGCAUUGCAAGAAACAGUAACUUCCUUGAAACAGCAUCUGUCUGAUGCUCUGAAGGGGAACUCCAGUGAAUUAAGAGGUCCUUCAAAGUGCGACAUUGACGGAAAAAGUUCUGAUGGGGAGCUUUGUAUCAGCAAAGAAGAAACAAUCUCCAGGGAUGCUGACGUGCAAUUGCUUCUACGAACACAGGCCACGGAGAUAGAACAACUUAACCAGAAAGUGAAUGAACUAACUAGAUCAAAAGAACAAUUAGAAGCACGAAACCAGAAACUUGCAGAAGAGAGUUCAUAUGCUAAAGGCUUAGCAUCAGCUGCAGCAGUAGAACUGAAGGCAUUAUCAGAAGAAGUCUCAAAACUUAUGAAUCAUAAUGAGAAAUUAAGUACAGAGUUGGCAGCAUACAAGAACUCCCCAACUCAGCGUAGAAAUAGUGGCGGAGGUGGUGCUGCAGGCAAGAAUGGUAGAAGAGACGGCUAUGGAAAAAGGAGCGAUCAAGUAGGAAAUUCUGCUGCAGAAGUUAGAAAAGAACUCGCGAUUAGUCGAGAAAGAGAAAUGUCUUACGAAGCAGCACUGGUUGAAAAGGAACAAAGAGAAUCUGAGCUUCAAAAGAAAGUUGAGGAAUCAAAACAGAGAGAAGCAUAUCUCGAAAACGAACUUGCAAAUAUGUGGGUACUGGUCGCUAAACUUAAAAAAUCCAAUGGCACCAAUGAAUUAGAUGAUUCUGAAUUAAGAAGAGAAACUCAGAAACUGGACGGAUUGAAGAUUUGGGAUGAUGAUUCAACAUUGAGAAAAGGAUUUCAAUAAGAUUGUUGGGAGGUUGAUUACUUUGUUGUGUUUAUAUUAAUUAUGUGGAUGUGAAGGAUAAAAAGGAAUCAAGAAACUAGGAAAGAAAAGAAAUGUGAAGUUCAAGUUUGUUUGAGCAAAAUUUAGGAAUAGUUGUGAAGUCAUUUCCUUUUUCUGUAGUCAUUUUCUGAACAGUUUGUAAGUUGUGGUGAGUUGGGUCCAUUUUCAAUACGAUUUCUUUUGUUUUUUCA
Molecule: messenger RNA, 3715 nt
Organism: Papaver somniferum (opium poppy)
Lineage: Eukaryota; Viridiplantae; Streptophyta; Magnoliopsida; Ranunculales; Papaveraceae
Product: kinesin-like protein KIN-7K, chloroplastic
Exons: 23
Coding region: 393-3485 (1030 amino acids)
Biological process (GO): microtubule-based movement
Molecular function (GO): microtubule motor activity; microtubule binding; ATP binding
Source: RefSeq, a predicted model, not a curated record